UCAUUCCGACUCACAAUAUUAUCUCUAGAUUUUUGAAGAGGUCGUUCUCGAAAGAACUACAAUUCCCAGAGUGAAUGGAACCUGACCCAUUUAAGUAAGUAAUCCCUGAGCUUAGAGCUGCAUGAUUCCAGCUCCAAAGCGUGUCUGCUCUCCGUGUUGUGCAGUGUUUUGCCCACUCACAGCUUUGUGUCUGUUUUCCACACCGGUCGCAGUGAGGAAGGCGCAGCUCGCCUCGCAGUACAUCAUUCAGGAGUCCACCUGAGCUUGAGGUCAGAGGUCAAACAGAAUGGGAACCAGACGGGUGCUCGUGACUGGCUGCUCCUCUGGCAUUGGCCUGGCUGUGGCUGUCCGGCUCGCCAAUGAUGAACUUCGACGCUUUCAAGUGGUGGCCACCAUGAGGGAUCUUGGGAAACGGGGUGCUUUGGAGGAAGCAGCUGGUGACUCGUUAAAUAAGACCCUGGAAAUUAAAGAGUUGGAUGCCUGCUGUGAAGACUCCAUCAAAGAGUGUGUCAACAGCCUGCCCAACAGACGGGUGGAUGUCCUGGUGAGCAAUGCUGGUGUUGGUAUGAUCGGACCACUGGAGUGCCAAAGUAUUCCUGCCAUGAAAGAGCUCUUUGACACCAACUUCUUUGGCCUGGCACGGCUGGUGAAAGAGGUGCUACCUGACAUGAAGCGACAGCAGAGUGGCCAUAUUGUGGUGAUGAGCAGCGUCAUGGGAAUACAGGGUGUGACAUUGACUGACACUUCUGGAGUGUUUCCAGUCGUGAGGUUGCUCACACGUAUUUUUUUUUUUUUAUAUUUCCUUACAGGACUUCUGUUCAACGAUGUCUACUCCGCCUCCAAAUUUGCUGUGGAGGGAUUUUGUGAAAGCUUAGCAGUGCAAGCAUUGAAGUUUAAAAUCAAAACCACUUUAGUGGAACCUGGUCCCGUGGUGACCGAGUUUGAGAAGAAAGUGUACGAAGAUGCUGAGAAGAUGGAUCUGUCAGAGGCGGAUGAGGAGACGGCACGGAUCUUCCGGGAGAUUUACCUUCCAUACUCUAAAAAGGUCUUCAUGUCACUCGGUCAGACACCAGAGGAGGUUGCUGAGCAAACACAUAAAGUGAUCACAGCCAAGGAGCCUCCUUUGCGCCACCAGACUAACCAGCUGUACAUGCCCAUGACCGCACUGAAGCACGCCGAUCCCACCGGCAGGCUGCCACUCGAUACCUUCUAUAAAAUGAUCUUUAAGCAUGAGGGCAUGUUUAAUGCUACCCUUGGCCUUCUGCGGAUGCUCCGCCGGAAAUAAUAAUUGGAUUUCUGAUGGCUCGAUUACAUGUUUUAGUCUUUUAAAUAAGAUAUUUUAUAUUGUUGUUAAUUUCAUUGAUUGACUGAUUUAGUCCUGGAGGUGUCAGUGCUAUAUAAUCACUUCUAAAUUCAAGAUAAAAAAAACAAUAGAAAAGGUUUUUUUACUAUAAGUAUAGUUAGGUUUCAGUAAACAAAGCUGUUAUCUGUUUAAAAGGACAAAAAAAUCUCUGAAAUAGUUAAAAUUUUGUGUUUAGAUUGAAUGAAUUAAUAACACAAAUCUAUUAAUCACUUUUAAUGCAAAUUGAUUUUUUUUAAAUACUAAAGAUUUUUGUCUCUAUGAAUGACAUUUAAUAUACACACAUGCAGGAGUGGGAAGUUUGUGGACCACCUGCAAUUUUAAAAUCUUCUCAAAUAAAGAUGUUUAUUUAAGUAAUUCAUUCCAAGACUAAGACUUUUUUUUAAAUCUACCAUUGAUUUACUUAAAAAUAAAUCCUUAAACUCAUAGAGUCAAUCAAAUAUUUGGUUCUAUUUAUGAGUUUUAACCUUGUAUUUUGUGAGUUUGGGUGUUUUUCUGAGUUGUUUAGGGAAUAAAGGUUUCAUGACGAUUAAUGAAAGAUCAUUUUUUCCAAAAAAAACUUUUUUUCAGUGUCCACAUAAAGAAGACUGUAUAUAGAUGUGUAUACAAAUGGAUUCUGAUCUUUGACGACACCACAAGAUAUGGAACAAAAUGUGAAAUAUUUACAAAAUGUUGCUUCUCGUACUAAAAAGUAUGACUUGUAAAGAAGUUUUGUAUUUAUUUGUCAUUGUUUAAAAGUAAGUUAAUACAGACAAACUCAUGUCAAUACUAAUAAAGUAUCAGUCAACACCCUUUGUUUUGAAUAAUGCUAAAUGACGUACACUUUAUUUUUGCCUUUUAGUACAUAACAAUCAUUUUAGAAACAUAAGACUUUUCAGGAAAUCAUCUACCAAGAACAAAAAUAUUUACAAACAGAAAUUGAGAGGCUGAAUGUACAAAAAAACACUUAGUGCGACCUUGUGGGGAAAUUAUAAGACCAGUUAUAUAUAAAAAACCAAAACAAAGAACUGUUUCACUUGUAAGUGAGAACUGGGAACUGGCCCAACAUCAACAUACUUCCCAGGUCUGAGUGAACAGUAGCUGGAUCUACAGUGAACAGAAAAUAACAAUGACACCUCAGUCUAUGAAACAACUAACUGUUAAAGUCACCAAAAAGUAGUAGCUAGGAGUGGUGGCCUACUCACCUCUGCUCGUGUUCAAACAAAAUGAAAAGGUCACAAAAUUCUAAGUUUUUUCUAAAGACUUUGCUGAAAUGUGCACAAAAUGUUGAACAGAGAAUUCCAUCUCUUUUUGUUCAGGUCACAUGAAAAUAAAGUUGCAUUAUACGAGCUGAAAGUCGUCGGAGAAUUUUGCAAAAUGUUACAGGGCUCAGCACUACAUAGUAGUGUUUUUUUCUUUUUUUUUUUGUUUUUUAUUUCUUCUUCCUGCGUAUCUUUUAACAACCAUCUGAAGAUGCAGCUCUGUGGCCUCUGGACUGGAAG
This is a messenger RNA of Oryzias melastigma (Indian medaka), 2841 nucleotides long. RefSeq names its product retinol dehydrogenase 8. Gene Ontology annotation, molecular function: estradiol 17-beta-dehydrogenase [NAD(P)+] activity. NCBI's taxonomy places the organism in Eukaryota, Metazoa, Chordata, Actinopteri, Beloniformes, Adrianichthyidae. Gene Ontology annotation, biological process: estrogen biosynthetic process. The record is from RefSeq and is a predicted model, not a curated record. Gene Ontology annotation, cellular component: cytoplasm. Bases 287 to 1285 code for a protein of 332 amino acids. The transcript has 6 exons.